AUGCUCCGAACACGACAGGCCAGCCGCGCCGUCAAGGCCCUGGCUCAGACCUCGCGGUGCCAGCAGCGCUUCUUGACCUCGUCGCCCGCAGCCCCCGCCGUCAAGGCAGCAAAGAAGGCACCCGCUGGUGUCAGGAAUCAGACCUCGGCCGCAGCCCCUGCGCCCGCGAGAGCUACGCCAGCUGCGCAUUUCAACACCGACGACAAGGACCAGAGCCAUGUGCAACCCCUUGUCAACCCCCGCGUCCCUGAGAUGGACGAGUCGUUCAUCGGCAAGACGGGUGGUGAGAUCUUCCACGAGAUGAUGCUGAGGAGAGGCGUCAAGCACGUCUUUGGAUACCCCGGUGGUGCUAUUCUUCCCGUUUUCGACGCCAUCUACAACUCGAAACACUUCGACUUCAUCCUCCCGAAGCACGAGCAGGGCGCUGGACACAUGGCCGAGGGCUAUGCGAGAGCCACUGGCAAGCCUGGUGUCGUUCUCGUCACCUCCGGCCCCGGAGCCACCAACGUCAUCACCCCCAUGCAGGACGCCCUCUCCGACGGAACCCCCAUGGUUGUCUUCACCGGCCAGGUCGUCACCAGCGCCAUCGGCAGCGACGCUUUCCAAGAAGCAGAUGUCAUCGGUAUCUCGAGAGCUUGCACCAAGUGGAACGUCAUGGUCAAGAACGUCGCCGAGCUGCCGCGCAGGAUCAACGAGGCCUUCGACAUCGCCACCAGUGGCCGCCCCGGACCCGUCCUCGUCGAUCUUCCCAAGGAUGUCACUGCCGCCGUCCUGAGGAAGGCUAUUCCUACUGAGUCAGCCCUCCCGGCUCUGCCCAGUGCCGCCUCGCGUGCCGCCAUGCAGUUGACACAAAAGCAGCUGUCGGGCUCUAUCCGCCGCGUGGCGGAGCUGAUCAACAAGGCCAAGCAGCCGGUCAUCUAUGCCGGUCAGGGUAUCAUUCAGACCGAGAACGGACCCGCUCUCCUGAAGGAGCUGGCUGAGAAGUGCUCGAUUCCCGUUACUACCACCCUCCACGGUCUGGGUGCCUUCGAUGAGCUGGACGAGAAGGCCCUGCACAUGCUGGGCAUGCACGGUUCCGCAUACGCCAACAUGGCCAUCCAGAACGCCGAUCUGAUCAUUGCCCUGGGCGGCCGUUUCGAUGACCGUGUCACCCUCAGCAUCAGCAAGUUUGCGCCCGCCGCCAAGGCUGCCGCUGCUGAAGGCCGCGGCGGUAUUGUCCACUUUGAGAUCAUGCCCAAGAACAUCAACAAGGUCGUUCAGGCUACCGAGGCUGUUGAGGGUGAUGUUGGUGAGAACCUGGUCCAGCUCCUGCCGCACAUUGAGAAGAAGAGCAUGUCGGAUCGUGCCGAGUGGUUCAGCAAGAUCAACGAGUGGAAGGAGAAGUGGCCCCUGGGCGCAUACGAGCGUGCCGAGCGCUCUGGCCUCAUCAAGCCCCAAACUUUGAUCGAGGAGCUCAGCAACUUGACCGCCCACCGCAAACACGAGACCAUCAUCUCAACCGGCGUCGGCCAGCACCAGAUGUGGACCGCGCAGCACUUCAGAUGGCGACACCCCCGAACCAUGGUGACCUCUGGUGGUCUUGGCACCAUGGGUUACGGUCUCCCCGCCGCCAUCGGUGCCAAGGUUGGCCGCCCUGACGCCCUUGUCAUCGACAUCGACGGUGACGCCUCAUUCAACAUGACUUUGACCGAGCUGAGCACGGCUGCGCAGUUCAACAUUGGUGUCAAGGUCAUUGUCCUGAACAACGAAGAGCAAGGCAUGGUCACGCAAUGGCAGAACCUCUUCUACGAGGACAGAUAUGCACACACUCACCAGCAGAACCCCGACUUCAUGAAGCUGGCAGACGCCAUGGGUGUCCAGCACCGCCGUCUGAUCAAGCCCGAGGACACCGUCGAAGCUCUGCAGUGGCUCAUCGACACUGACGGCCCGGCCCUCCUCGAGGUCAUCACCGACAAGAAGGUUCCCGUUCUGCCCAUGGUUCCCGCAGGCUGUGGUCUGCAUGAGUUCUUGGUCUUCGACUCGGAGAAGGACAAGAAGCGGAGAGAGAUGAUGAGGGAGAGGACGUCUGGUCUGCACGGUUAA
Messenger RNA from Neoarthrinium moseri, 2082 nucleotides. RefSeq lists its product as uncharacterized. The record is from RefSeq and is a predicted model, not a curated record. Gene Ontology annotation, cellular component: acetolactate synthase complex; mitochondrion. The transcript is spliced from 4 exons. Gene Ontology annotation, molecular function: magnesium ion binding; thiamine pyrophosphate binding; acetolactate synthase activity. Lineage: Eukaryota; Fungi; Ascomycota; Sordariomycetes; Amphisphaeriales; Apiosporaceae. Gene Ontology annotation, biological process: L-valine biosynthetic process. Bases 1 to 2082 code for a protein of 693 amino acids.